Molecule: messenger RNA, 3199 nt
Organism: Triplophysa dalaica
Lineage: Eukaryota; Metazoa; Chordata; Actinopteri; Cypriniformes; Nemacheilidae
Gene: mier2
Product: mesoderm induction early response 1, family member 2
Exons: 12
Coding region: 69-1490 (473 amino acids)
Biological process (GO): negative regulation of transcription by RNA polymerase II
Cellular component (GO): nucleoplasm
Molecular function (GO): histone deacetylase binding; transcription corepressor activity
Source: RefSeq, a predicted model, not a curated record
UGCAUCGUCCUACACAACAUCCGGGCAUUCCGCCGCUUGCGCAGAAUCGGAAUGGCGGAGCUGUGCGAAUGGGCUCCAAAGACCAACGGCACAGUCGUGUAGACAUCUUCCACCAGGCCUAUGUGGGGCCGCUGGAGGCUGUUCCCUGGGCAACCACGUUCCUAGAGGAACAGGACAGGAGCCUGGUGGUCCAGCGGAGGCAGCCGGCAAAGAUGGCAACCCAUUCCCACACAGGUGGGGAGAUGCCUCUUGAACAACUGCUGGUACUUUAUGGGUACAACCUGUCUGAUCCGGUCCUGAAACAGCAACAGGACCCCUAUGAGCUGGCGGCCAGUUUUCCUGAAAGAGCACUGGACAAGGUUCAGAUAGGUAAGGAUCUACUCUCAAGAGGAAAGGAUGUGGAUAAAAAACAUCCCAUGUCUGAUGACCUCACGUUCUCUGUCACGUCCCAUAAUUCUGACCUCUUACAUCACCACCUGAGAGGUGAUGACAAAGACACUUCAGUUAGCUCCUCAGAAGACGACUCGGAAAGCAACUCCAGCGAUGGCCGCAAGGACAUUAUGGUGGGCUCCCAGUAUCAAGCUGUAAUUCCUUCUUUCUGUUCCUCAAAUAAUUAUAAUGAAAGAGGCUAUGAGUACGAGGACCAGUUGUUGUGGACCCCAGAUGUGCUGUCCAAUCCAACUGUGGAGGAGUUCUUACUUGAAGUCCAGAGAAGAGGGAGUGACAAUGGAGCUACGAACACACUGACCACAGGGGACAUAGUCAAAGAUAAUGAGCAGGCUCUUUAUGAACUGGUAAAAUGCAACUUCAAUGCAGAAGAGUCACUUAGAAGAAUUCGAUAUAAUGUCAAGGUUUUUAGUGAAGAACUCUGUGGCUGGAAUGAGGAGGAGUGCCGUAACUUUGAGUACGGCUACCGUGCCCAUGGGAAGAACUUUCACCUCAUACAAGCCAACAAGGUCCGCACACGCUCAGUAGGUGAAUGUGUAGAAUACUACUACAUGUGGAAGAAAUCAGAACGACAUGAGUAUUUCACACAGCAAGCCACAAAGCUGGGUCGGAAAAAGUGCAAUAUGCCAUCUGGCAACAUAGAGGAUGCUGAGCCUGAUGGAGAUAUUGAAGUGGAAGGUGCCACGCAAGGUUUGCCAAGUAAAUCUUCCGUUCAACUCCAACCUUCAUCAGCAUCUGAUGUCAUGGAGCUGGAUAAGCAAGGUUCUGAGCGACACGUUGGGGGGACAGAACUACGUCCAGAUUCUGGCUGUAGCCCACAGGGGGAGCGGCUCUUUAGCCAAUUUUUGCCUCCUCUGCAGUUUUUCCAGACAUCUGUCAAAGAUCGUCCAGGCAAGGCCACCCCUUCCGCCCCAAUUUAUCUCCCCCCAGUACCCAGUAGCCACAUCGAAGGGUCUUCCCAGCCAAUCUCAGGGCUCCCAGGAGCAGGUCUUUACAAGCUGCAACUAGGUUUUUUUUCUGAAGAUUUUGUACCUGCUUGUUAGGUUUGUCGCUAGAUCUCAGACUGACUUUUCCAUACCUGUUUCACCUUUUGGUUAGCCCUUUCAUUGCCGUCCCAGAUUUUGGGAUAAUCAGUAGCUUCCUAUGCCCACCCUCCACCAUCUGCUCCAAACCUAUCCAACUCCAUUGUUCACUAACACAGUGACUCAUCCUUUCACCAAUAAAACACAUUCCACAUAUAAGCAAAUAACUUUACAACAACAAUGGAGAAGUAGUGCACCGGAGAUAAAGAAUGUUUUAAAGAACUACAAGAUGGUACAAACCAUAACCAACAUUGGAUGAAGUACACGUAAUUGAUGUGUGUUCUGAAGUAGGUUUCCUGAAGUUGCUAGAAAUGGACAACUGAGAUCCAUGUCGAUAUAUCUUUGAGGAUUACACAGUGUUGUCUACAUCUUUUGGCAUAUUAUAGUGUUUGUAGGGGUUUGGUCAUCUCUCAGACUACUACAUGCAAUGAGAGUGUAUUUUAAGUAAACUACCUAAUUCCUGUUUUUUGGGGAGGAAAUGGCAGCAUUCAUACAAAUACAAGAUGUUUUCGGUGAACAUGUCACUGAAGCUCAUUUUCAUUAACUCUUAUAAAUUGAUUCUUUCAUUGCAUGUAGUUCUUAUAAACUGAAAAAUUUAGCUAACUCAGGCUAGUACCUUUAAUUUUUUGUCAUUUUAAAGUUGCUUGUUUUUGAUAAAGAACAUGUUGGUUUGUUGUCAUAAAGCAACAAACCACAAGAAAGGGUCAGUUCGCCCAAUUAUAGAAAUUCUUUCAUCCUUUGCUCACUCUCAUGUCAUUACAAACCUGUAUGAAUUUCUUUCUUCUGCAGAACACAAAAGAAGAUAUUUUGAAGAACGCUUGUAACCAAUUAACAUCCAUUGUGUGGACAGAAAAAACACUUUCUCAAAAUAUCUACUUUUGUGUUCCACAGAAGAAAUAGAUAUAUACAGGUUUCAAACCACAUGAUGAUGAAUAAAUGAUGACAAAAAAUCUUUUUUUGGGUGAUCAGUCCCUUUAUGAAGAUGCUAUCAACAAAUGAACGUCUACGCUUCGUCCGGUUGUUUUCACAAUAUUCUUUGUGGGACUGUAGCUUACCCAUUGUAGGUCCUCUUUGUGCAAUAAAGAAGGUAAAGUCCCUCAGAGGGUCUGAUCUUUCCCUCUCAGUCUGGUCCGUCAGUAUUUAUGUACUAAGUGUUUAAGAGGGUUUAUGGAUGGUUUUUCAUUAUACGCUCCACACAUGCCUUGCCAACAAUCCUGAUUUGUCUGUGUUGCGACAUUUAUAAGUCAAAUACUCUACUGUGGCAGAGUCGCUGCAUUACGUUUCUCAGGUUAUUACGGAAACCUCUAGCUCUGUUGUUUUACACCACAUUACCCAGAAUUCUUCAUCACCAGAGAAAGUGGCACAACAUCCAAUUCAGUAUCUCAUUGACUUAAGGUGCCACCAACAGGACCUCUGUUAUUCAGGAAGGAAAGCUUCACAUGUCAUGGUCUCUAUCACAUUGCAUACCCUCCAUUUCAUGUGUAUUCUUCCUGUUGCUUUUAAUUGUUUAGGACGGCUUUAAUGUUUUAGUUUACACAAUGUUCAGAAGAUACAAAAGGGAGACAAACACUGCCUUGCUUACGUGACUUUUUUAUUUUAGCAAUUUAUAUAUUACUGCUCCUGUUAUAUUGAUUUAUUGUCCUUGUUAUUAUAUUUUGUAAAUAAAAAAA